AUGCCAAUGAAAGGUGCAAGAAAUAAUCAUAAUGACCGUAUUUCUUAUUAUCAAUGGGUUCCAUUUAUUUUUGUUCUCCAAGCAAUUAUUUGUCAAUUACCUAAUUAUUUAUGGAGAAUUAGUAAUGCUCUUUCUAGUAAAAGACUUCCAUCAAUCCUCAAUCAAGCACACAAAGCUGCCGGGAAGGAUUGUGAAAAUAAUGUUGCUGCGGGUAUUGCAAGACAUUUAGCUUCGGUUUUGUUAGAUUCUGACAUAAAUAAUUUGGAGGAUAAAGAAUUGGGGAUUUUUUGGAAAUUUGGGGGUAUUUUAAUACAAAAUACACUUAGUUUUGUUUAUUUAUUAAUGAAAUGUCUUUUUCUUUUUGUUAAUAUUGGACAGAUGUUUAAAUCAUUUAUUACUUAUGGAUCUGCCUGGGAACACAAUGGAUUAUUUCCACGUGUUAGUCUGUGUGAUUUUAAGAUAAGAAUGUUGAAUGAUUUAUUUGCCAAUUUUACUGUUCAGUGUGUUUUAAUGGCUAAUUAUGUAAAAUUUAAAUUAAUUAAAUAA
Meloidogyne enterolobii is the source of this 546-nucleotide messenger RNA. Lineage: Eukaryota; Metazoa; Nematoda; Chromadorea; Rhabditida; Meloidogynidae. The record is from the annotation of a GenBank genome assembly.